AUGGACGACGACAAAAUCCGGCAUGUGCCCAAUCGUGGCCCAGCCGUCUUUGCCGUCACCGUCGUUACGCUCAUCAUCGCCUCCGUCUUUGUCUUUGCGCGCAUGGCUUGCCGGUUCUUGAUUGUCAAAAAGGUGACAUGGGGCGACCGAAUCAUGAUGCUUGCCUGGGUCAUUGCCUUUUUCCUCUCCUUUACCGUUGCCCUUGGUACUUUUAACGGACUCGGCAAACAUGACGCAGACAUUGACCCUGCCAACCUGACCGUUCUUCGCCGUUGCGAAUAUGUCUUUUCCAUCCUAUAUAAUCCCGCAUUGAUGGCUGCCAAGACUAGCAUAUUAAUCUUUUACUUGCGACUCGCAAAAAACACUCAACUCGUGUUACGAUAUGCCUCGUGGUUCACCCUCAUCGUCGUCAACCUCGCGGGAACCGUCCUGACGUUUAUGAACAUUUUUCAAUGCUCCCCCAUCUAUGCCGCUUGGAUGGCCUUUUACGAAGGAUCCGCCAAAUGCAUUCCGCUUCUUACCGAGUUCAUCUGCGCGUCGCCGGUCAAUAUUGUCACCGAUCUCGCUAUUCUCGCCCUCCCUAUCCCCGUGCUGACCGCCAUGCGAUUGCCACCGCGGCAAAAGACUAUCCUUAUAUUGACAUUUACAAUCGGCAUCUUUGUCACCAUUGUUGAUGUGAUUCGCAUCUACUACCUGCAACAAGCCAUCGGCUCCCGCGACAACUUUGGUCGCAGCAGCAACGACUCUCGCUUUGGUGCGCAUGCCGAUUUCGCCUACAACGCCUCGCUGUCGCUCAUGUGGAGCGUUGUUGAAGUCAAUGUCGGAAUUGCCUGCGCCUGUAUACCGACUCUCAAGCCGCUGGUUGUGCGACUGCUCCCUGCCAUGCUCUACGACCCCAACCGCACGCGAACGGCGCUCGUGUCCAAGAGCAGUCCCAGUGACCGCGAAUCCGACAGUCAAGGCGGCGCUGCGGCGACGGCGCGAAACCGUCCUGCGAUGCCGCAACCAGGCGCCGCGCCUCCAGCGACUGAUGAUGUACCGGAUGCCGACGAUGCUGCCGUGACGGCCAUCGAUUUCAUCACGACGCCGGGCAUGCGCAUCGAUCAGAUCAAUCGUGAUUCUCUCCGACCCGCUCGCAUACAGAGCAACGUCCACAGUUCCUCGGGCAGUGUAUCCGAAAACGGCGUCUACUUUGGCUUUGUCAACAUGAAGCGACCAAAGAGUAUGCUAAGGACGAAUCUUAGAGAUUCGUUCAAAUACGGUACCUUGGUCGCUAUUCUGUUCCUGCUCUGGGGCUUCUCGUACGGGCUACUCAACACGCUUAACAUGGCCAUUGCAGAAGUCAACGACAUGUCGACAGCCCAGACCCUCGGUUUGACCAGUGCUUACUUUGGAGGGGGAUACUUUUUCGGCCCGAUUCUGGUUGGAGAAUGGAUUCUUCGACGCGACGAACAUAACCGCUCCAAGCGCCAUUCCAAAAACGAGGCCGAGAAUAUCGGUGGCUACAAAGUGACCUUUAUGCUGGGCCUCUCCAUCUACGGCAUCGGCACCAUUAUUUUCUGGCCGUCUGCGGUGACCAACUCGUACGGCGGCUACAUGCUCAGCAGCUUCAUUGUUGGCUUCGGUCUGUCUGUGCUCGAGGUCGCCGCCAAUUCCUUCAUGUUUCUCUGCGGCCCGCACGCUUACGGCGAGCUGCGUCUGAUGCUAGCGCAAGCUGUGCAAGCCAUUGGCAGCGUCCUCAGCGCGCUGCUUGCCCAGCGCGUCUUUUUUGCAGGACUGCAAAAGGCAGACCACCAACACGUCAGCUUGAUCAAUGUUCAGUGGACAUACCUCGGCAUCACGUUGCUGUGCGCCGCCCUCGGCCUCUUCUUCUACUACAUGCCCCUGCCCGAGGUGAGCGACCAGGAGCUCGAAGAGUCAACCAGACGCAUCCCCAUUGAUCCCAAGAAGAAGUCCUGGUUCGGCUUGCAGCUGCGCACCGUGACUCUCAGCCUAGCCGUGCUGGUGCAGUAUCUCUACGUCGCCACGCAGGAAAGUAACACCAUCUGGUUUGGUAAUUUGGUGGCGACUGAUGCUGCCCACGCCCGGGAUAACAUUAUCCGCGUUCAACAACGGUCCGCUACUGCGACUACCGGACCGACCGUCCGUCCGCAGCGAGUGCAAGGCCUCAAUCUGUCCAUUGCCGACUACCUCUUGUGUGGGCAGUCUGUCUUUGCGGCAUCCCGUAUCCUCGCCGCCGUUACCUGCUACUAUUCGGUCAGCGUACGCUUCGUCCCCAAGCCGCGCACUCUGCUGACGAUGUGCGUCGUCCUUUGCUUCAUCGCCUCCGUCUUGCUCGUCACGCUGCGGCCGUCAGACCCCGACCUCAUCAUCAUCCCGGCCAUGCUCUUCUUCUUUGGCGAGGGCCCCAUCUGGCCACUCGUUUUCGCCAUGGGUCUGCGCGGUCAGGGCCGAAGGACGAAGCGGGCGGCGGCAUUCAUCACCAUGGGAGGCUCCGGGCCGGCGUUUUUCCCCUUCAUCAUGUAUGGCGUCGUUCGCGAAUGCGGCACGAUACACAGGGCCUGGGUCGUCAUUGUCGCCCUGCAAGUGGCCAUGAUUGUGUGCUCGGGCUACCUGGACAUUUCAAAGGACGCCAAACUGCUCAUUGACCCCCAAGGUCCGUUGCAAAAGGCAGGAAGAGAUGAGGAGAAGCAAGCUGAUGGGCAAUACCACAAUGAUACGCCUUUUACCAGCAGGGAUGAAUAA
This is a messenger RNA of Beauveria bassiana ARSEF 2860, 2745 nucleotides long. RefSeq names its product fucose permease. The record is from RefSeq and is a predicted model, not a curated record. Lineage: Eukaryota; Fungi; Ascomycota; Sordariomycetes; Hypocreales; Cordycipitaceae. Gene Ontology annotation, biological process: transmembrane transport. Gene Ontology annotation, molecular function: transmembrane transporter activity. The transcript has 2 exons. Bases 1 to 2745 code for a protein of 914 amino acids.